UGCCUCAUCUCCCCCUUUGCUGUGUUCUCCCGACAGGAGAAGGCCCUGGCCUCCUUCAGCCCCCAGUGGAGCCUGGACCGGAGCCGUACUCCCAGGGGACUAGAUGAGGACCUGGACACUGGGGACGCCAAGUUCUUCCAGGUCAUCGAACAGCUCAACUCUCAGAAACAGUGGAAGCAGUCAAAGGACUUCAACCCACUGACACUGUACUUCAGAGAGAAGGAGCUGGAGAAAGAGUAUCGACUCUCUGCCCUCCCCGCCUUCAAAUACUAUGCAGCCUGCACCUUCCUGGUCUUCCUCUCCAAUUUCAUCAUCCAGAUGCUGGUGACCAACAGGCCCCCAGCUCUGGUCAUCACUUACAGCGUCACCUUCCUCCUCUUCUUCCUCCUCCUCUUCGUCUGCUUCUCAGAGCACCUGACGAAGUGUGUCUUGAAAGGCCCCAAGAUGCUGCACUGGCUGCCCGCACUGUCUAGCCUGGUGGCCACACGGCCCGGCCUGCGAGUUGCCCUGGGCACGGCCACCAUCCUCCUCGUUUUUGUCAUGGCUAUUACCGGCCUGUUCUUCUUGCCGGCAGCAUCAAACUGCACUUCCCGGGCUGCCAAUGUGUCCUCCGUGGCUUCCAACCUCUCCUGGGAGCUCCCUGGGUCCCUGCCUCUCAUCAGCGUCCCAUACUCUAUGCAUUGCUGCGUGCUGGGGUUCCUGUCCUGCUCCCUCUUUCUGCACAUGAGCUUCGAGCUGAAGUUACUGCUGCUCCUGCUCUGGCUGGGGACCUCCUGCUCCCUCUUCCUGCACUCCCAUGCCUGGCUGUCCGACUGUGUCCUCGCCCGCCUCUAUCCGGCUCCCUCGGACUCCAGGCCAGGGGUGCUGAAGGAGCCCAAACUGAUGGGAGCUAUCUCCUUCUUCAUCUUCUUCUUCACCCUCCUUGUCCUGGCUCGGCAGAAUGAGUAUUACUGCCGCCUGGACUUCCUGUGGCAGAAGAAGCUGCGGCAGGAGCAGGAGGAGACAGAGACAAUGGAGAACCUGACGCGGCUACUGCUGGAGAAUGUGCUCCCUGCGCACGUGGCCCCCCAGUUCAUUGGCCAGAACCGGCGCAACGAGGACCUCUACCACCAGUCCUAUGAGUGUGUCUGUGUCCUCUUCGCCUCAGUUCCAGACUUUAAGGAGUUUUACUCUGAAUCCAACAUCAACCACGAGGGUCUAGAGUGUCUGCGGCUGCUUAAUGAGAUCAUUGCUGAUUUUGACGAGCUGCUCUCAAAGCCCAAGUUUAGUGGGGUGGAGAAGAUCAAAACCAUCGGCAGCACCUACAUGGCAGCCACAGGCUUAAAUGCCACCUCCGGACAGGACACACAGCAGGAUGCUGAGCGAAGCUGCAGCCACCUGGGCACCAUGGUGGAGUUUGCAGUGGCCCUUGGAUCGAAGCUGGAUGUCAUCAAUAAGCACUCUUUCAACAAUUUCCGCCUGCGUGUGGGGUUGAACCAUGGACCUGUAGUAGCUGGAGUGAUUGGGGCCCAGAAGCCUCAGUACGACAUCUGGGGCAACACGGUGAACGUGGCCAGCCGCAUGGAGAGCACUGGAGUCCUGGGCAAGAUCCAAGUGACUGAAGAGACAGCCCGGGUGCUGCAGGCCUUAGGCUAUACCUGCUACAGCCGGGGCAUCAUCAAGGUCAAAGGCAAAGGGCAGCUCUGCACCUACUUCCUGAACACAGAUUUGACACGAACUGGCCCUCCCACAGCCACCCUAGGCUGAGACCCCCAUCCUCUCUAUUCUAAGAUCCUCAAUAAAAAGACUCUGGGGGCACCUGGCUGGCUCA
This is a messenger RNA of Leptonychotes weddellii (Weddell seal), 1810 nucleotides long. Lineage: Eukaryota; Metazoa; Chordata; Mammalia; Carnivora; Phocidae. The record is from RefSeq and is a predicted model, not a curated record.